CAAUACAUAAAUAUACAUACCUACAUAGAUACAAACUUGUAAUCGAAUCAAUCGAUCGAUCUCUCUCAAGAAAAAUGGAUGCGUUCUCGUCGUUCUUCGAAUCUCAGUCGUCGUCUCGCAACAGCUGGAGUUACGAUUCUCUCAAGAACCUCCGUCAGAUCUCUCCCGUCGUCCAGACUCAUCUCAAACAGGUUUAUCUCGCACUAUGUUGCGCUCUGAUUGCUUCGGCCACUGGAGCUUAUCUGCAUAUCCUCUGGAACAUUGGUGGACUCCUUACAACCCUUGGUUGCAUGGGAAGCAUUGUUUGGUUACUCUCCACCCCUCCAUAUGAAGAGCAAAAGAGGGUUGCCCUCUUAAUGGCAGCUGCACUCUUUGAAGGCGCUUCAAUUGGUCCUCUGAUUGACUUGGCUAUUGAAAUUGAUCCAAGCAUUCUGGUCAGUGCUUUUGUGGGUUGUGCUGUGGCUUUUGGUUGUUUUUCAAUGGCAGCCAUGUUGGCUAGGCGUAGGGAAUACCUUUACCUGGGAGGUCUUCUUUCAUCUGGUCUCUCCAUCCUUUUCUGGUUGCACUUUGCAUCCUCUAUCUUUGGAGGUUCUGCUGCUCUCUUCAAGUUUGAGUUGUACUUUGGGCUUUUGGUGUUUGUUGGCUACAUUGUAGUAGAUACCCAGGAUAUAAUUGAGAGGGCACACUUUGGGGAUCUAGACUAUGUAAAGCAUGCCCUAACCCUUUUCACUGAUUUUGCUGCUGUUUUUGUUCGGAUUCUCAUAAUCAUGGUGAGUUUGUGUGCUUAAUUCCAUUUCAUUUAGAUGACAAAAAAACUUUUAUGACUUUACAAUUCAUUAAUUCAUGUGGCAGUCAUUAUUGUUGUUGACAAGUUACUUUAUAAAGGGCUAUUUUGGGAAGAUGGUUAUAAUCAGUUUU
Camellia sinensis is the source of this 918-nucleotide messenger RNA. The record is from RefSeq and is a predicted model, not a curated record. Lineage: Eukaryota; Viridiplantae; Streptophyta; Magnoliopsida; Ericales; Theaceae.